GAAAUCGUUGCUCGUUGAUCUCCCUCUUUUAGGAACAGCAUGGCUGAUGUCAAGCAUGGAACAGAAACGCCAAAACAUCUCAUAAUGUCCAGUGAACUGCCCCCGGGUGGUCCAGCGACACUGAACAAACUCCCCAGUAUUAUUGCUGGAGGUCCAGCGUCAGGCCAGGGGUUUAUUCCCACGUUUGCCGACGCUUGCAAACUGGUGUCGGCGCCGUACUCGUGUCUGGUUCUAGACACGCACAGGAGACGCAUCGGCCUGGCGCCCAUGUACAUAAAGAGGAAGAGGACGGGCAUACAGGAGGAGCUGGACACUGAGCUGCUGAAGUACUCCGAGAAAUUGAAAGGGGUUCCUUUGGCAUAUGACCACAUUUCGAUCCUGGGCGCCCAGGGAGACAUCUGUGACGAUAACGGCUACAUCCACAUGGACAUAGCUGCCAGCUUUGUGGUUUUCAACCCCGAACCAGGACAGAAGCUGCUGGGCAUAGUCAAUAAACUGGGGGCAAGCCAUGUUGGCUGCCUGGUGCAUGGCUGCUUCAACGCCAGCAUCCCCAAACCUAACCUGAUCUCCGUGGAUACCUGGCGAGAGAUGGGGCCGAGGAUAGGAGCAGGCCUGGAGUUUGAGGUGAACCAGAUAGACGCCGACCAAGUAGGCGUGUUACUGAUCCGAGGACGGCUAGAGCGGACCAAGGUUCAGGAGAUGCUGGCCAUGGCCGAGUGCAUGGAGUGCAUCGUCACCGACCACCAGACGUCGCCCUCGGCCCCGGAGGCCCCUGAGGAGACGCCCAAGAAAAAGAAGAAGAAGCGAGACAAGCAGCAUGCGGUGCUGACGGAGGGUGAUGUCAGGCAGGAGCCCGACGAGGACGGUGAGGUCAGCAGGGCGGUGAAGCAGGAGAGGGAGCAGGAGGAGGAGUUGACGGCCCCGCGAGGAGGCGACCAACACUUGGACGGAGCCACGGACAGUCCCCCUACAUCUGAGAAAAAGAAGAAGAAGAAGAAGAAGAAAAAGGAUGAGGGUCCGAAGGACGAGGGGCAGGAGCAGGCAGUGACGGUGCCGGAGCAACACGGCAGCGACUCCAGCGGUUACCUUAGCGACAAGCCCAGCAGGAAGAGGAGGCUGGAGAUGGCUGUUGAAAUAAUUCCCUGUCCCAGAGAGGAUCCCCAGAGGCCCAAGUCAAAGAAAAAGAGGAAAUCGGACGCCUAGCAGUUAGCUUGAAAUGUUCUUGAAAAGAAAAUCUAUAAAUGAAGGCGGGAUGCCGGCUAUA
Molecule: messenger RNA, 1264 nt
Organism: Gadus morhua (Atlantic cod)
Lineage: Eukaryota; Metazoa; Chordata; Actinopteri; Gadiformes; Gadidae
Gene: polr1f
Product: RNA polymerase I subunit F
Exons: 4
Coding region: 40-1203 (387 amino acids)
Biological process (GO): transcription elongation by RNA polymerase I; DNA-templated transcription initiation
Cellular component (GO): RNA polymerase I complex
Source: RefSeq, a predicted model, not a curated record